UUCCUUUUUCAGCGUGGACUUCAAUGACAUUCUGAUCUUUCAUAAGACAGCGGUGUUUCCCACUUGUAAAGAUGUCUUUACCCUUUUUAUUCAGAGUCAUUACAAGGGAUAUUUUAAAGAGCAACAUCUGCCAGCAUGUGCAGCCGCUGCACACAGGAUGCCAGCUCCUGGCAGCAGACAAAGCCCUCCUGAUGAAACUGCGGAAAAGCACUGGCUACACUUUUAUUAACUGCAAGAAAGCUUUGGAGAAGUUUGACAAUGACAUAACACAGGCGGAAACCUGGCUACAUGAACAGGCUCAGAAGGAGGGCUGGAGCAAAGCUAACAAGCUGGAAGGUCGAAAAGCCAAAGAGGGUCUGAUUGGUCUGUUUGUAGGGGAUGAAGCCGCUGUGAUGGUGGAGGUGAACUGUGAGACAGACUUUGUUGCCCGCAAUGAGAAGUUCCAGCAGCUGGUUAAGGAUGUGACAUUUGCCACUUUGGCUCACCAUCGAAAUAAAAUGCAAAGCAAGACAGGAUAUGUGAAGAGUGUCCUCGCAGGUGAUGAGUUAAGCAAACUCAGAAUGGCUGAAGGAGCUUCACUGGCUGAUCAGGUGGCUCUCACAAUAGGCCGCCUGGGUGAGAACAUGUCAGUGAAGCGGGCAGUGACUGUGGGGGUUCCUUCCGAGUGGCACAUCGGCUCGUAUGUGCAUGGCGCUGUCAGUGGGCAGUCUGAUGUGACCAUGGGCCGUUAUGGGGCUCUGGUCAUUUUUCAGGGAGGAAAGGAGGAGGAACGGAGCACCUUGGGUCGUAAAUUGGGACAGCAUAUAGUUGGAGAGGCCCCGCUGUCCCUGGGCAACAUGGAUGACCUGCCCUGUGGUGAAAGUGAGACGCGCUUGUUGCCCCAAACCUUCCUGGUAGACCCCAGCAGGACUGUGGCACAGUUCCUCAGGGGUAAAGAGGCCCGUGUUCUGGACUUUGUCCGAUUUCACUGUGGUGAGACACUUAGUGAAGAGAGAGAAUAAGGAAGGUCUCAUAGCAUUUCUCAAGAGUGUUUUAUUACAUAUGUGGAAGAUUACAAGCAGUCAUUAAUGGCCAAACAUUCAGGAAAUGGAAAUUUGGAAUAUUCAUGAAUUUAAAAGCUAAAAUGGUAUGUUUGAUUGUCUGAUGAAACUGCUGAUCCAACAAUAAAGUAUAUUACAUUGAUUAAA
Molecule: messenger RNA, 1187 nt
Organism: Menidia menidia (Atlantic silverside)
Lineage: Eukaryota; Metazoa; Chordata; Actinopteri; Atheriniformes; Atherinopsidae
Source: the annotation of a GenBank genome assembly